This is a messenger RNA of Saccostrea cuccullata (small rock oyster), 1396 nucleotides long. Its product is annotated as protein sidekick-2-like. The transcript has 11 exons. The record is from RefSeq and is a predicted model, not a curated record. Gene Ontology annotation, molecular function: protein binding; transmembrane-ephrin receptor activity. Gene Ontology annotation, cellular component: dendrite; plasma membrane. Gene Ontology annotation, biological process: axon guidance; ephrin receptor signaling pathway; protein phosphorylation. NCBI's taxonomy places the organism in Eukaryota, Metazoa, Mollusca, Bivalvia, Ostreida, Ostreidae. The annotation marks the transcript as partial.
AAUGUGACAAAAUACAAUGUCAUGGGGUUAAGUGAAGAGGUAAUGUAUAAUUUCACUGUCCGGACAAUUAACGAUGCAGAGGAAGCACAAAAAGUUAGUGAUCCCAGUGAGGUUAUCAACUGUUCAACUAAGGCUGGAGUAUCUACCCCUCCAACAAAGUUGAAUAUAAGUGAUAUUGGUGGCAGAGGUUUUAUGAUUAGUUUUGAAAAACCUGUAAAUGUGAGCGGUCAGUUAGCUGGAUACAGAAUCGUUAUCCUGGAAGGAUCCAUCUGUGUACAAGAGAUCUUUCUUGUAGGAAACUGUCCACAGUGUGAGGGUAUAGCUGACUGUGCAAAACCCAAGGUCAUCCCAAAACCAGAUAUAUAUCAGCCUAUGGUACAGCAAGUAACAGACCUAAAACCAUACACCCACUACAUUGUUAAAGUGGCAGCAGUGAAUGGAGAAGGUGAAGGACGCUUUGAUAAUGCAACAGCAAAGACUGAGGAAGAAACUCCACAAAAACCUGGAAAUAUAAAAGCAACUAAUAUAGAGGCCAAGACUCUGACAUUGUCCUGGGAUGUAGCAGGUCCCCCACCUGGCAACACAACAUACACUUUAGAAGUGUAUGAAGGGACGGAUGAUACUGGAACAAACUUUACCCCGAAACAACCAAAUCUGUAUGCAUACGGUUUUCACCAGAAGUCAUUGUCCAUAACUGAUCUGGAGGAAUACUGGCCGUACAAGUUCAAAGUUAUUGCUGCUACAGUUAAAGGGACUAGUGAAUCAGAUGUAUCAGAUAUUGUCAGAACGAAGCAAGCAGCACCAGGACCAGUGGAAAACUUGACUGUCAAUAUUAAAGAGGGGAACUACAGAGUGGCAUAUGCAUAUUGGAACAUUCCAUCACUGAGGGACCGGAAUGGUGUCUUAGAUAACUAUAAUGUCAAAGUCAUUAAUCAAGGGACAGAGAUAUUAUCAGAAACAAUACCAGUCUCCUCAAUACAACGUGUUGAACAAAAUUUUACAGUUGUACCAGAGGAAACAUAUACAGUAACAGUAUCUGCCACAAAUAAUGAGAGUAUGUCAGGUCAGGAAGCCCAACAUCCCUACAGAGUACCUGCUGGCAGUCCUCCAAUAGACUAUAGUGUAGAAUUGAUAAGUACUAAACCAGGUCAACACAGAUCUUCAUGGCAAACCAUCACAGUGGAACUUAACACUGAUUUCUUCAAAAAUGAUUUAAACGGAAAACAAGUUUUAUUUGGAAUAACUGUGUGUGAAGAAUCUAAAUGUACCGAUCAAGGAUCAUUAGAUAGGAAAGAAGAUUGGGAGGGGCUGCCAAACUGGCAUGAUGCCAGUAAAAAUGGAUUUCCGUUAUACAGAGUCACAAACGAUACAUACAUGAAUGAAAUCAACAGUGGAG